CUUAUCUCUCAAUCACAAAUAUUUUGCUUUUCAGAGAACGUAACUCGGUUAUGGCCGCAAACAUCUUCCAAUUUCUACAGCCCUUCCUGCAUGACAGGGACAGUUGCUAUCGAACACAAUGAGAUCUUACGACACCCAUCAUGGCCAAAACAAACAGGUGUCAACCAACAUGAGCCACUUACCACUGAAAAUCGAUACACAAUACCUGAUCGACCCUCGUCCAUUAUCAAUCAAGAGGUUCAGACUAGAGUUGAAAACAAUGGGAACCUAGAAAGAAAGAUUGAUAGGUUGACUGAGCUUGUUGGGAGGAUUCUCCUAGAAAUUGAGGAGAUAAAGUUACAGCGCGGAAAGAAUGAAGUGCUGAAUCACACCGGUUUGAGGAAUGAAUUUCCGUUUACGUCUUUGGAAAAACUGAAGGAAUUUGAGGCAAGGCUAGAAGAUGAGGAGGAGAAAAAAAAAGUGACCCAAUACUACAAAUCGAUAGGAGGCUUGACUUCCAAGGACUUCCAUUCGAGGGUGAUGGCAAGGGUCUUCACAAAUUCCCUUGCCAUGCAGUGUUCUUGGAAGAGAUUCAAGAACAAUUAUAAGGUGGAGAGUAUGUUACUCCUACAAUGUUUAUAUGAUGCAAUUUGUGGGGAAUACCCCACAACUCUGAAGGAAUUCGAGAUCCUGACUAGAGACUGGCUUCGCCAUGCGAAGCAAAGGAAGGAGCGGGAAGCACCGUUGGCCAGAUCCUUGGCCCCCUGAAUUUCUGAAUUCUUUAAUAAAAUAAAUGAUCAAAA
Molecule: messenger RNA, 782 nt
Organism: Coccinella septempunctata (seven-spotted ladybird)
Lineage: Eukaryota; Metazoa; Arthropoda; Insecta; Coleoptera; Coccinellidae
Exons: 6
Coding region: 91-747 (218 amino acids)
Source: RefSeq, a predicted model, not a curated record